Trichoderma virens Gv29-8 is the source of this 3041-nucleotide messenger RNA. RefSeq lists its product as uncharacterized. Gene Ontology annotation, biological process: positive regulation of mitotic recombination; nucleotide-excision repair; transcription by RNA polymerase II. Gene Ontology annotation, cellular component: nucleus. The transcript is spliced from 7 exons. Gene Ontology annotation, molecular function: DNA helicase activity; damaged DNA binding; ATP binding. NCBI's taxonomy places the organism in Eukaryota, Fungi, Ascomycota, Sordariomycetes, Hypocreales, Hypocreaceae. The coding region runs from base 1 to 2292 and encodes 763 amino acids. The record is from RefSeq and is a predicted model, not a curated record.
AUGCAAACGCUCGAUGCGGGCGGCCAUUGUGUCUUGGAGAUGCCGUCAGGAACCGGCAAGACGGUAUCACUGCUGUCUCUCAUUGUCGCAUACCAGCAGCACAUGCCUGAGAAGCGGAAGCUCAUAUACUGCUCCCGAACAAUGUCUGAGAUUGAAAAGGCUCUGGUUGAGUUACAAUCUCUAAUGAAGUAUCGUGCUGAGCAGCUAGGUUACGAAGAAGAGUUUCGCGGCCUUGGUUUAACUAGUCGAAAGAACUUGUGUCUUCAUCCCUCUGUCAAAAGGGAAAAGAGUGGCUCAAUUGUCGACGCUCGCUGUCGAAGUUUGACUGCAGGCUUUGUCAAAGAAAAGAAGGAUCGAGGUGAAAACGUCGAUGUUUGCACCUACCACGACAAUCUUGAUCUCCUCGAACCACAUAACCUGAUACCGAACGGUGUGUGGUCCUUUGAUGCGCUCUUGAAAUACGGUGAAGAGCAUAAGCAAUGUCCCUACUUCACUGCAAGACGCAUGAUGGAGUAUUGCAACGUCGUCAUUUUCUCCUAUCACUAUCUUUUGGAUCCGAAGAUUGCGGAGCGUGUAUCGAAAGACUUCUCCAAAGAUUGCAUAGUGGUUUUUGAUGAAGCCCACAAUAUCGAUAACGUCUGUAUCGAGUCCCUUAGCACCGAUAUCACUGAGGACUCAAUACGCAAAGCUACCCGCAGCGCUCAGCAUCUGGAGAGGAGAAUCGCUGAAAUGCGAGAGACAGACCAGGAGCAGCUCCAAAACGAAUACGAAAAGCUUGUUCAGGGGCUUCGUGAAGCUGAUGAAUCGAGACAGGAGGAUGCAUUCAUGGCAAAUCCAGCUCUACCAGAUGACCUUCUGAAGGAAGCUGUGCCUGGAAAUAUCAGGAGAGCAGAACAUUUCGUGGCAUUUUUGAAAAGAUUUCUCGAAUAUCUCAAGACGCGAAUGAAAGUUCGGCAAGUCAUUUCUGAAACGCCACCGUCGUUUCUGGCCCAUUUGAAAGAGCAUACAUUUAUCGAGAAGAAGCCAUUGCGAUUUUGUGCUGAACGGCUUACAUCACUUGUCCGUACCUUGGAGCUUACGAAUAUUGAGGACUACCAAGCACUACAAGAGGUGGCAACGUUUGCGACUCUAGUUGCAACAUAUGAAAAGGGCUUCCUGCUGAUCUUGGAGCCGUACGAAUCCGACACCGCAGAAGUUCCAAACCCUACUCUUCAUUUUACAUGUCUUGACGCGGCCAUCGCAAUCCGACCUGUGUUCGAGAGGUUCUAUUCAGUAAUCAUAACUUCUGGUACUAUCUCGCCCCUCGAAAUGUAUCCAAAAAUGCUGGACUUUUCCACAGUUAUACAGGAAUCCUAUAGCAUGACUCUGGCGCGAAGAUCUUUCCUUCCUAUGAUCGUCACUCGAGGGAGUGACCAAGCCUCAGUUUCAUCAAGUUUCCAAGUUCGAAACGAACCGAGCGUUGUUCGAAACUACGGCAAUCUCCUUACAGAAUUUGCAAGAAUUACGCCUGACGGCAUGGUCGUGUUCUUCCCAUCAUAUUUAUAUAUGGAGUCCAUCAUCAGUAUGUGGCAGGGCAUGGGUAUUCUCGACGAAGUAUGGAAGUACAAACUCAUCUUGGUGGAAACGCCUGACGCGCAAGAAACAUCACUAGCCCUGGAGACAUAUCGGACUGCUUGUUGCAAUGGACGGGGAGCAAUCUUGCUCUGCGUCGCGCGAGGGAAAGUAUCAGAAGGAAUCGAUUUUGAUCAUCAAUAUGGCCGAACUGUGCUUUGUAUUGGCGUUCCAUUCCAAUAUACGGAAUCGCGAAUCCUGAAGGCCAGACUGGAGUUUUUGCGAGAAACUUACCGGAUAAAGGAAAACGACUUCUUGUCCUUCGAUGCUAUGCGCCAUGCGGCUCAAUGUCUAGGCCGUGUUUUGCGAGGGAAAGAUGACUACGGUGUCAUGGUACUCGCCGACCGGCGAUUCCAGAAGAAGAGAACCCAAUUACCCAAAUGGAUCAACCAGGGGCUGCAAGAUGCUGAUACAAAUCUGAGCACAGACAUGGCUGUUAGCAGUGCUCGGCGGUUUUUGAAAACAAUGGCACAGCCAUUCCGAAGUAAGGAUCAGGAGGGCAUUAGUACCUGGGGUUACGAAGACCUUAUGCAACACCAACAGAAGAUUGAGGAGGAGAGAGGAGAGGAACCCCCGCCUGUUAUAUCCAAUACACGGCCAGUCCAUGGCAGCAUAGCAGCUACAUACGAGUCUGAUUAUGAAGAGCUAGAUCAGGAAAUGAUGGAACUGGAAGGCUUUUGAGGAGUUUUGUAUUAUGUAGGCUGGAUAGGGGUUGAAUACCAUAAAGUGUCCACGGUAUGCUCAUACCAACUCUAACUACUAAUUACCAUAUUUUCUAGGAGUUUUGGGAUAUUAGAAAGUCUAUAUAUUAAUCAUUUGCUAGUUGUUCAUUCCGUUGAUCCAUUCUAUCAUGUCGCAUUAUGCCGUGAAUUGUCUAAAACCUGUAUCAAUCUUCAUCCCAAGCCACUAGAUUUCCUUGGCUGGCGAAACCAGCAGCUGCUGUAAAUAAGUCCUCCCGGAAUCACCUCACUCUCAACGCGGACGCAAAAUAACAGAGCGGGGAGGGGGGGCUAUUAAAAAAAAACAAAUGUACAGUGCCAACUCGGUUGAUUUAGCUAGCAAUGGGUAUCUGGCGCCUGGAAGACUUGACAGCCCUCAUCGCAGGCAGCGUAUUCAUCCGACCAGGCCGCCUACCAAUCUCAUAGCACAGCAUGCGAAUAAAGUCCGUGUUACUCCAGUAACAACUAUGAGCGCUCAGCAUGUUAAGAUACUGAAUCUCCAACGGACCGCCGCCAGAUCGGAGAAACCAGUCGAUCUGGCCAUUGUCAUUCAGAAGAAACGCCUUCUUCUCGGCAAUUUCCUCUCUCGUGAAAUCAUGGACUUCAAGCUCCAACUGCGACGGCAGUCGAACGGUAGACGGACGGCCAUCGUCAGUCGUCGAUGAGCUGGGAUUGGCGCCCAUGCCUUUAGCAACUGUUCGCAUGGCAUCG